UUUUAUUGUGGCUCAGCUGAAUUACGGCCUUCAUCUCUCGUUACGCCGCGCCUCUUCUUUUUAUAGAGGUGGCCGGCUAUUGACGACGCUGUUGGCAAAUAGUCACUUGUGUCCGCAGAGGUGUUAGCAACUCUUGUGUAUAAGAACCCGGCGCCACUGAGCAAUGGAACACUCUCCCGAUGAUCCGGCACCGGGCGGUGGAGACGGAAACCGCCGAGACGAGAGAGAACCGCCACAAAUUGUCGGAGAAGAAAAGGACGGGAGUUUGUACCCGUACGACUACUUGGAGGAGCCGAGUCGCCCUUCUUCGCGAGCCAGUUCGGCCGGUGGGCGCGUCUCUCCCUCCAUCCUCCAGGACCUGGCCUCGGGAGACAUGGACAACGUGGCUUGGAGCGAGCUGCCCGUAGAGAGGGUCUACGACUACUUCGCACAGGCAACGAGUCUGGAGAGCGUCCUCCGCGCUUUCGGAGAGCUGAAGGCGAAGCUGGGAGUGGAAGAGCUGCGCGGUCUGGAGCUGUUUGGAGCCCUGAGGGAGAAGCUGUGUACUCAAAAGACGUGGAAAGCGCGGGACGCUCUGCAGCUGUUGGAGAAGAGAGCUAACCAGCAGGAGUAUAUGGGCCAGAAGGCCGCGGAGGGAGUGAAGGUGCUGAUAGUUGGAGGAGGACCGGUCGGUCUAAGACUUGCCAUAGACUGUCUCCUAUUGGGAUGUGACGUGAGAGUCAUCGAGAAGAGGCCUUCUUUCUCUCGGAACAACGUCCUCCAUUUGUGGCCUUUCACUAUCGAAGACCUCAGACAACUCGGAGCCAAGAAAUUCUGCGGGAAAUUCUGUGCAGGAGCCAUUGACCAUAUCUGCAUUCGCUCCCUGCAGUGCAUCCUGUUGAAGAUCAGUCUCCUCCUCGGACUCUCGUUCCAUGCCGGAGUGGAGUUCCUCCAGGUUCUGGAACCAAACGCGGACACUGGUUGGCGCGCCAAGCUAAACCCGUCUGACCACUUUCUAAACCAGUUUGAAUUUGACGUGUUGGUUGGAGCCGACGGUCGCCGUAGCACCGUUCCAGGGUUUGAUCGGAAGGAACUGAGAGGUAAGCUGGCACUGGCGAUAACUGCCAAUUUCGUCAACUACUUCACGAGAGAGGAAGUGGCCGUGGACGAGAUCAGUGGAGUGGCUUUCAUCUUCAACCAGAAAUUCUUCAAGGAGCUGAAAGCGGACACGGGCAUCGACUUGGAGAACAUUGUCUACUACAAAGACGACACACACUAUUUCGUGAUGACUGCAAAGAAAUACAGUCUCCUCAAGAAAGGAGUUCUAGUGGCUGACCUCCCUGACACGAGGGAUCUCCUCCAUCCAUCAAACAUCAACAAAGAAGAGUUGUACGAGUAUGCAGUGGAUGCUGCCGGCUGGUCAACUGAACUGCCUCAACUGGACUUUGCACUAAACCAUUACGAUGAACCCGAUGUCGCUCUUUUCGACUUCACCUCCAUAUUUCAGGCGGAGUACGCGGCCAGAGCUCUCAAGAGACGAGGCAGGGAUCUCAUUCUCUGCGUGGUCGGAGACGCUCUUCUUGAGCCGUUCUGGCCAACUGGUACAGGUCUGGGCCGAGGGUUCCUCUCUGCACAAGACACUGCCUGGAUGAUUAGAGGACUUGGCCAGGGUAGAAAUAUGUCGGAGCUGCUGUGUGAACGAGAGGUCAUUUCGCAACAGUUGCCGCAGACAACGCCAGAGAAACUGCAGAACAACAUAAAGACUUAUACGAUCAACCCUUUCACACGCUACUGCAAUCUUCAACUUCGAAAACUGCCAGUUCAGAGCGUCAAACAUCUGUACGACACGGAUACCAUAGGAACAAGCCCCGCCCUCCAACGAGGCUCGUUCAAAAUGAAAUCUUCAGCAGGCUCGUCAUCCAGUAACAAGGAGAACAGGGCACCCACUCCCUCCUCCCUCUCCUCUCCCUCCAUCCCCGUCCCAUCUCUAAGUCCCUCCAGAAGACCUCUGGCUGAAGGCUCUGUUAACCUCGCCUACUACUCCGAACCAGCGAAUAAGAUGUCACUGCCCAACCCCUCCGUUCUUCUCCAGUGGGCAAACACUCAUAUCCAUGGAUACGGUAUCCGUGUCAACGACCUUACGACCUCUUGGAGCGACGGUCUUGCCCUGUGCGCCCUCAUUCACGGAUUUCAUCCUGAGUUCAGUCCCGAAUUCCCCCAGCUCACACCGGCUGAUCCAAUCCUCAACAACAGACGAGCAUUCUCCGUUGCCGAGGAGAGUUUCGGAAUAUCUCCGCUCCUCCGGCCGGAGGAGAUGGAAACUCCUGAUAAAAUAACUCUCCUCACCUACCUCAGUCUGUUCCACGAGUUCUUCUCCGACACGGAGCCGGCCGGUCUGGCCCCGCCCACUGGAGGAUCGGACAAGGCAGCCCCACCACAGAAAGCCACUCCCACUAAGAGAAAAGCUGCAGCCAUGUACGCCCCAACACCUCAGUCAGUCGAGAGGAGCUGGAACACUCAGACAGUCAAGAGACGCAGCCUCUCCCCACCUCCCACGGCAACCGCAACAACGACAUCACUUAGCAACGGUCGCCACGACGACGACCCCUCUGAGGUCGAGCCGCCCAAGAAAAAGGCGUACACGCAACCGAAAGGGGUUAAAAGAUUGGCGAAUCAGAAAUUCGUUCCCCCGACAACGGCAACCAGUUCCAGCGAUGUGUGUUACUACUGUGGGAAGAAGGUCUUACCUGAUGGAGAGAAUGAGUGCGAACGGAUUUUUCUUCCACCGCACCUGUUUCAGAUGCACUCACUGUAACUGCCAGCUCAAGAUCGGGGGAUAUUCCCUGUCCAAGGGAGAGAAAUCUGGUGACAGGGGGAAGUUUUUCUGCACUCCUCACUACCGUCAGUUGUUUCUGUCGAACCCCGAGGCAAUCAAUUACUCCCGGGCGGGGCAGGGGCGGAGGGAUAGGGCGGGGCAGGACAAGGACGAGGAGCAGAUGGAAGUUUCGCAACCUCCGACGGCCGUAGAACCCGUAAAACCAGUUCCAAAACUGGACAAACUAGUCGAAGAAGAAGAGGAAGAGGGGGGAAAGAUGGAGGCAGUGAAAAAUGGUUCGAGGGAUAGAGAAAUGGAGGUACCUUCAUCACCUGUUGUGAUUGUCGAACCUCCGACAGUUGAAGAAGAGAAAGAGAGGAAGAAGAGUCGAAAAUGGACGUUUUCAAAAAAGAAUAAAAAGGCUGAUGAAAAACCAGAGAGAGCGGAGAAGGUGGAGGAGGGGAGGGAAGAGGAAGGAGGAGGGUUAGGAACCGAAGCAGCGAAAGAAGAAGCGAAAUCGGAGGAAGAAGAGGUAAGAGAGAGGGAGAGAGUCGAAGAACGUGAGAAGAACGUUUUGGAGAAGGAGAGAGGAAUUGGAGAGGAAGAAAUUUUGAAAGAAGAAGGAAGAAUGGAGAGUGGGGAGAGAGAGGGCGACAGAGAAGAAAGAGAAGGGAGUGAAGUUAAAGCAGAGAGUGAGGGGAGAGAGGAGGAGGGGAGAGAGGGGGAGAAAGAGAGAGAGAGAAGAAGUCUGUGUGAGAGAGAAAGAAGAAGAUGGUCAACGUUGAAUGAAAAUGAAUCAUCUGCAACCGUACAAACUGGACAUCUCCAGGAAGACAAGAUUGAAAAUGGGCCGAUUGAGAACGAGGGAGAGAGGAGAGAGAUGGAGGGAGGCAGGGUGGUAGAGAGCAAAGGAGAGUUUGCUGUGUUUGAGAGGAAGGAGAGGGAGAGACGAGGGAAGAAGAGAGAAUGGGGGAGAGGGACUGAAAGAGAGAGGGAGGAGAGAGAAAUCGCCAUGGAAAUAGAGAGAAGCACGCUGCAGAUCACCACGUGUCUCUACGGAGGAGUUGCAUUCAAGAAGCGUCUGAGAGCACCUUCGAAUGUGCAGAAGUUGACGGCAACGUAUGAAAUGAAGGAAAAAGUGAAAGAGGAGACAUUGACGAGAUCGUCUCGACUGGUCAACAGGAACAAGUACAGAUCACGCGGAGGGCAGAAGAGUAUUGUCAGACCAAUGAGAGUGGCGGGAACGAGUUUGGAGAACACGGACGUCAUGAUCCAGGUAUAUAUACAUACAUUAGUAUGAGCAGGGCGUAUACGUGAGUUAUCGAGUACGACUGCUUGUCCCCGCAAUAGACAAAGAAAAAGUGAUGAUGUCGUUGCUUUUUAAGUGGAACC
Molecule: messenger RNA, 4186 nt
Organism: Geodia barretti
Lineage: Eukaryota; Metazoa; Porifera; Demospongiae; Tetractinellida; Geodiidae
Source: the annotation of a GenBank genome assembly